AUGAGUACUUUAAGUCCUCAAAAACCAGAUCCAUAUGGCUAUGAUUUUGCUCCAAUCGAACCAGAAAUUGAUGAAGAUAUGAUGGACAAUUGGUCAUAUUACCAGAAACUCUGUUAUUCGCAAAAUCCACCAGUUCCGGUUUUAUCGGCUAUGAAACCUCUAUGUGAUGGAUCAGAAUACUCAGCCAAAUUCAAACACUACAAAAUAGGCAAGCAUAUUGAUAUCAUUCUCCAGGUUCUAUUAAGGCUCAAAACAAUAAGUGAAUUAGAUCUUUGCGAUAAUGGUUUAGGCGAUACAUGUAUCGAUCCAUUAGCCGAAUUAAUUAAGAAUUCUGAUAAUCUUUCGUCUCUCGAUCUUUCUAAUAAUACUCAUAUCAGAUCUAAAGCCAUGUCUCAGAUACUAGAGGGUUUAUCAGAGAGCAAAGCACUUGAAUCACUCAAUAUAUCAAAUACAGGUUGCAUGCUUCUCGGAAAAGCCCUCGCAACUGUAGUUCAAAACUGUUAUACUUUACAGAACAUUUAUUUAUCAAACUGCGGUUUAGGAAAUUCUGUAAUCGACUUUGCCAAAGCUAUACCAAUGGGUCAAAAGCUUAGAAUGCUUGAUCUUUCUGCAAAUAGAUUACAUACUGGCGGUAAAAAGCUAGCGUUGACACUUGGACAAAAUAUAGCGAAAAGUUCAACCAUUUCUAUUGUCAAUUUAUCAAAGAACGCCCUUACAUCAGAACAAACGAUUUCGUUAUUACGCCCAUUGUCAGAUUCACCUCAUCUUAAGACCUUAGAUCUUUCAGGAAACUCAAUUGGAGAUGAAGCAGGUCGCGCCAUUUCAAAUUUCAUUAUGAAAGCUGCUCAUUUGAAGCAUCUUGAUAUUUCCGGAAAUCCUGUUUUGAAUGUUACAAUCAACUACUCAAAACUUAAGUCCACCCAGGCAGACGAUAAGGAUAAGAACCAAGGCAAUAAGAAAGACAAAAAGCCGAAAGAUCCUGUUCCAGGAGCAUUUUUAAUCUUAAAUGCUUGUGGAAAGAGUGGUUCUCUUAAGGAUAUCACGAUGAUUGGCCUUGUUACAAGAAUGACAGACUGGAAGAAUAGAGUUGACGCUGUUCAAGAACAAAAUCAGAAACUCAAAGUUCUUUACACCUCAGAAAUGUCCGCAGCUUAUGACUUUAGACAUGGAAACGAAGAUCCCCUCCCAGAAGAUCUCCCAGUUCAAGCAAGACCACAAACUGCUCAGCCAGCGAAAACAACAAGAUAA
Molecule: messenger RNA, 1248 nt
Organism: Trichomonas vaginalis G3
Lineage: Eukaryota; Parabasalia; Trichomonadida; Trichomonadidae
Exons: 1
Coding region: 1-1248 (415 amino acids)
Biological process (GO): activation of GTPase activity; nucleocytoplasmic transport
Cellular component (GO): nucleus; perinuclear region of cytoplasm; cytosol
Molecular function (GO): small GTPase binding; GTPase activator activity
Source: RefSeq, a predicted model, not a curated record